Molecule: messenger RNA, 1911 nt
Organism: Canariomyces notabilis
Lineage: Eukaryota; Fungi; Ascomycota; Sordariomycetes; Sordariales; Chaetomiaceae
Product: putative electron transport oxidoreductase
Exons: 3
Coding region: 1-1911 (636 amino acids)
Molecular function (GO): acyl-CoA dehydrogenase activity
Source: RefSeq, a predicted model, not a curated record
AUGCUCCAAUUCAUCCAGCGAGUCCAGACUAAUACCUGGCGGGACCUGUCCAAGCUGACCAAGACGACACAAAUCACCACGAUCGAGGUGACUGAAAAGAAAACAACAGAGAAUGCGAGGCUGGAGAACCCGUUGCGUGAUGAUGUGGCUUUCGCAAGAAUCCUCGACGCAUAUCUGCCGCCCCAGAUCAAGGAACGGGCCGAGGGCGAACUAGCCGCCUUGUGCGAAGCCGCCGUUUCUGAACAGGUCAUGGACUGGAUUGCCGAAGCUGAACGCUGCCCGGCCCAGAUCCAGCACUGGGAUGCCUGGGGAGUGAAGAAGGACGAGCUGGUUACGAGCCAAGGGUGGAAGUAUCUCUGGCAAUAUGGGAUAUCAGAACGUCUGGCUGCCUUGCCAUCACUCGACCAGGAGUAUGAAGGUUAUGGCAGAAUCAUCCAACUUCUGAAGGGCCACAUCUAUGGCCCGUCCUCGGCGACAUCAGGAUUUCACCUGAUCUUAGCAGACGGCGUUGCUGCUCUUCUACUCUCACACUUGCGUGAAUCCAAGAUCGACAAAUCAACACGAGCGCUGUUUCAGUAUGCAUACGACCGGCUCACGUCCCCUGACCCGCAGAAGGGCUGGGCCUCUGGGCUGUGGAUGACUGAGAGGGGCGGCGGCAGCGACCUGACGCCGACCGAGACCACGGCCACCUACUCGCCCCUGAGCCCGGACGACGACUCCAAGGAUGCCGACGGCUUCCCUCUGGGGCCGUGGGUGCUCAACGGCCUCAAGUGGUUCUCCACGGGUACCGAGGCGAACAUGGCCAUCGCGGUCGCGCGGACGGAGAAAGGCCUGAGCGCCUUCUACGUGCCAAUGCGUCGCGCCGUGACCGUGGACGGGGCCCCCACGACGGAGCUCAACGGCGUGCGCAUCCGGCGCCUCAAGAAGAAGCUGGGCACCAAGCCACUGCCCACUUCGGAGCUUGAGCUCAACGGCAUGCGCGGGUGGCUGGUCGGCAAGGAGGGCAAGGGUAUCAACGAAAUUGGCAUCGUGCUCAACGUUACGCGCGUCCACCUCGCCGUCGGCGUUGUGGGUUACGCAGGCCGCGCCCUCGCAGCCGCUCGUGCUUUUGCAAAAGUGCGUAAGGUCGCUCGUGGCACCCCGCUCAGUCGCGUGCCGCUUCACAUGCGGUCGCUCGCCAGAGCCCACGUCGCCUACCGCGCGCACAUGAUGCUGGGCUUCUUUGUUACGGCGCUGCUGGCCAAGUCGGAGCAGCAGAAGCAGCCCAGCACGCCGGCGGUGCUGGAGCUGGUUCCCAAAAGCAGCCAGGACGCAUCCUGCUUGCUGCGGCUGCUGGGCUCUGUCUCCAAGGCGUCGGCGGCCAUGGAUGCCUGCAGCAUGACUCAAUGUGCGGUUGAGUCUCUGGGCGGUGUGGGCUACCUUGAGAACGAGGAGAUGGCCUUCAAUGUUUCCCGCCUGUGGCGAGACGCGGUUGCGACGCUGAUUGGCGAGGGCACGGUUGAUGUGCUUGCUACAGAUGUCGUGAAAGUUAUGAAGGGCAAGAUUGGCUCCUACGUCAUGGCUGCUUUCGGCCGCUGGGUCAAGGCGACGCUGCCCAGCAAGGAGUCGUUGGCCCCUGAGGCGGCCAUCAUGACUCAGCAGUGGGCAGAACUGCAGACGGCCAUAUCUAAGAACUCGAUGGAGUAUCUCACCAUGAAUGGGCGCGAGAUCAUGGACCGGGUUUGCAAGCUGAGCACUGGCAUCCUGCUUCUUGCAGAUGCUGCGCGCGACGACAACCCUGUGGCCAUCGAGGUAGCUCGCCGUUGGAUACGCCCUACGACAUUGUUGAGCGGAUCCAGUGUCGAACAAGAACUCAUGUUUGACCAGCAAAUUGUAUUCGGGAACCAGCCAACGUGGCUUGGUGAACCAUGA